AGCAAAUGAAAAAAUUAUAGUUUGUUGAUGUUUUGUUUUGUCAAUUUCGUUAUCGAAUUUACAUUUUAUUAAUUAUUGAUCAUACAACGUGUCAAAAAAUUAUAACUAGCUUUUAGUUGCAAAUAUUUCAGGUAAUGUUGAAAGCUGUAAUUUUGAUAGGAGGCCCCCAAAAAGGGACAAGAUUCAGACCUUUAUCCCUUGAUAUUCCUAAGCCUCUCUUUCCGGUGGCUGGCUUACCACUUAUUCAGCACCAUAUAAAAUCUUGUGUAUCAACCCAAUGUGUAAAAGAAAUUCUGCUGAUUGGGUUCUAUCCUGUUGUCCAGAUUCAACCUUUCGUUAAUGACAUGCAGCACCAGUACAACAUAAUGAUCAAAUAUCUUCAGGAGUUCACAGCUCUGGGAACUGCAGGUGGUCUUUUUCAUUUUCGAGACCAAAUCCGGUUUGGAAAUCCAGAUGCCUUUUUCGUUAUGAAUGCUGAUGUCUGUGCAGAUUUUCCCCUGAAUGAGCUGUACAAGUUUCAUAAAGAGCAAUCCAUCAAAAAUAACAAUAAAGCACUGGUAACGAUAAUGGGUACAGAAGCCACAAGGCAGCAGUCAUUACAUUAUGGUUGUAUAGUGACAAAUAAAGAAACUCAUGAGGUUACACAUUAUGUGGAAAAGCCAAGUUCUUAUGUGUCUACACUGAUAAACUGUGGAAUCUAUGUAUUCUCUCUAGAUAUAUUCCAAACCAUUGGAGAAGCUUUCACUUUGAAGCAAGAUGAAUUUUACAGGUAUCAAUAGGGGUUACGUUGUAAAAAAGCGGGUUAUAUACAGCUUGAACAAGAAAUAUUGGCUCCAUUGGCGGGAUCAGGCAAGAUUUUUGCCCUUCAGGUUAAUACCUGGUGGUCUCAACUGAAAACUGCUGGAUCUGCAAUUUAUGCCAAUCGCCAUUACUUGGAACUUUAUAGAAAAAAACAUCCAGAACUACUGUGCACACCAGGAGCUGCAGGGGAAAGCUGUACCAUUUAUCCAGAUGUCCAUAUCGAUUCAACGGCUACAAUUCAUCCAACAGCUGUUUUAGGGCCAAAUGUAAGCAUAGGACCAGGAGUGACUGUGGGCCCAGGUGUAAGGAUACGAGAGAGUAUAAUUUUGUCAGAAGCCACCAUUGAUGAGCACAGCUUAGUUCUCCAUAGCAUUAUUGGACGAGGUUCCAGGGUAGGACGAUGGGCUAGAGUUGAAGGAACUCCUUCAGAUCCAGAUCCUAACAAACCAUUUGCCAAGAUGGAGAAUCCUCCUUUGUUCAACAGUGAUGGAAGAUUGAACCCAUCAAUCACAAUUUUGGGCUGUUCUGUGAGCGUUCCAUCCGAGACUAUUUUAUUGAAUUCAAUUGUACUUCCUAAUAAAGAAUUAUCAAGAAGCAUAAAGAAUGAAAUAAUAUUGUAAAGUAUUCAAAAAUAUAGUGUUUUAUAUAUAU
Molecule: messenger RNA, 1452 nt
Organism: Leptinotarsa decemlineata (Colorado potato beetle)
Lineage: Eukaryota; Metazoa; Arthropoda; Insecta; Coleoptera; Chrysomelidae
Gene: Gmppa
Product: GDP-mannose pyrophosphorylase A
Biological process (GO): biosynthetic process
Molecular function (GO): transferase activity
Source: RefSeq, a predicted model, not a curated record